Molecule: messenger RNA, 711 nt
Organism: Prunus mume (Japanese apricot)
Lineage: Eukaryota; Viridiplantae; Streptophyta; Magnoliopsida; Rosales; Rosaceae
Product: reactive oxygen species modulator-like protein
Biological process (GO): protein import into mitochondrial matrix; protein insertion into mitochondrial inner membrane
Cellular component (GO): TIM23 mitochondrial import inner membrane translocase complex
Source: RefSeq, a predicted model, not a curated record
CAGUUAAAGUGUUUAAGAUUUAUCCAAAUACAGCAGAUACGACGCCAAGUCCAAGUUAGGAAGGUCUGCUGCGUGCUGCGUGUGUGCUGGCCAAGCAACUUGAGCCCCACUCCCCGUCCUCCCUCCUCUCCUCUCCUCUCCUCUCCUCCAAAUCAACCAUAAAUAAAACCCUAAACCCACUUUCUCUCUCCAUAUCAUCAUCAUUCUUCAGUCAAAAGAAGCUUAAACGCAUUCUCAAAAGGCUUGAGACACAGACAGAUAUGGCUAAGGAAAAUAGCUGCUUGACACGCGUGGCAACCGGAGCUGCAAUCGGUGGAGCCAUCGGUGGUGCCGUCGGUUCGGUGUAUGGGACAUAUGAGGCUAUAAGGUUUAAGAUGCCAGGGCUUCUGAAGAUCAGGCACGUUGGACAAACAACGCUUUCAAGUGCAGCUCUGUUCGGUCUUUUCUUAGGUGCUGGGAGCUUGAUACAUUGUGGGAGGAAUUAAGCUCUUUCCUGUAUUAAGAUGAACUGAUUUUGUUCUGUUUACAAAGUUCCGCUUUUGAGCAUGAAGUUAGGUUCUACGGAGAUGGUGUGUUGUGGUGAUUAGUCGUUUCUUCAAAGUCAAUAUUUAUGUUUUGUUGUUUAUGCCUUUAAUGUUAUUUUGGAAUUUUGACUGUAGCUUAUCUUUUCUUCCAGUUGCUGCACACCAUGAUAUGAUUGUAUACUUCACA